Gambusia affinis (western mosquitofish) is the source of this 2786-nucleotide messenger RNA. RefSeq names its product impact RWD domain protein (gene impact). The transcript has 9 exons. NCBI's taxonomy places the organism in Eukaryota, Metazoa, Chordata, Actinopteri, Cyprinodontiformes, Poeciliidae. The record is from RefSeq and is a predicted model, not a curated record. Gene Ontology annotation, cellular component: cytoplasm. The coding region runs from base 139 to 870 and encodes 243 amino acids. Gene Ontology annotation, biological process: regulation of translational initiation. Gene Ontology annotation, molecular function: protein binding.
UCAGAAUGGUAGCAGGCUGUGGAGCCACUUUACCCUGGAAGCUGUUCUUCACGGACUGCUAGGAUUCUUCGUGUUGUCAUGUGCCUUACCACUGAAUGAUACGUGUUCCCGGCGGGCGAGGUCUGUUAAGAUGGUUUCAUGGCGGAUAUUAUAAAUCCAGAGAAUGAAGAAGAUCUGCAGGCUCAAAUCGAAGAGGUCGAAGCUUUGUCUUCUAUCUACGGAGACGAGUGGUGUGUGAUAGACGAAGCGUCCAGGAUAUUCUGCAUCAAAAUAUCCAGCGACGCCGAGGAGCAGAAACUGACAGCAUGCUUGCAGAUAAUCCUUCCACCCGAUUAUCCGAGUGCAGCCCCACCCAUCUAUCAGAUCAAUGCCGCGUGGUUGCGAGGCUCCGAGAGGGCCGAAUUGGCAAACAGCCUGGAAGACAUCUACGUGGAGCAUGCGGGGGAGAGCAUCCUCUACCUGUGGGUGGAAAGAAUCAGAGACUUUCUCGUGGAGAAAUCCCACGGCUCGGGACAAGUCAUUCAAGAAGAAAAAGUGAACGUAACUGCCGAGGAGGACGUGGAAGACGAUGAAGACAUACCUGAUUUGCGCGUUCUCGGGGAAAACGCAGAGAAAACCCACAUCUUCCUGGAUCGGGCAAACGAUGAAGAGAUACCGCCGAUUAAACAUGGAAGCCUCAUCACGGACCGACGCAGCACCUUCCAGCCCCAUUUGGCACCUGUGGUCACACCAGGACAGGUGAAGAUGGUCCUGGAGAAACUUUAUGAAAACAAGAAGAUUGCCAGUGCCACUCAUAAUAUUUAUGCCUACAGAUUACGCCUGUUUGCUUUUUCCAUCUGCAAGUCGUUCACAUCGUCAAACAAUUUUUAAUAGCAAAGGCGAAUGUAAGCUGAGUCAACACAAAAUGCACCUCAUUUAGUAAAUGACAAAGCGUUCUAAGCCGAUCUGAAUAUACAUUUCACACUUUUUUUAAAAUCUCAAAUGAUUGUUUACAGGCUGUGUUGAGAUUCCAGUGUGACUGCAGCGUUCUUCGGCUCAAUGUCGCCAGCAGCAGCCGGGCCUUUUUACUGCACCUGCACAAUCGAUAAGUCACUUAAAUUGAAUCUGACAACAUGAAGCAAGCUAAAAGGCAAGACAUCAUGCCCCCAUCUCAAGAAACAGAGUAGAUUGCAAAACAAAAAGGAAAAAAAAAAAGUCUCAAAAGUUUUGGAAGCCGGCAAACCACAGUGAGGAUUUGUACUUAGACAAUUCCUCAAGGAGGCCUCAAAAAUAUUUAGACUGCAUGUUUUGCACUCUUUAGUUUCUUUUGUUCCCAGAAGAGCUAAGAGUUCUGGUCUGCAGCAGAAAAUUGUGAAGGAAAUGUCUUAUUAUUAGUUUAAUUACUUGGUUUAUUCAGUAGGAUAAAAAGCAAGUCUACCUCUUAAAGGUUUGGGAGAAAAAAAAAAGUAAAUAGUCUGGACUUAAAACUUAGAAGCCAUUGAUGCCCCAAAACCAGGGAUGGCCAAACCUGGUCAAACCUUAGAGUCUCCCUGGUCUAACACGCCUGAAUCCAAGUGCAGUCAGGUUCUCCAGAAUCCUGCUAAUGACCUCAUUAUUUGACUCAGGUGUGUUGAGAAACAUCUAAAAGUUGCAGGAGACCGGCCCUCCAGGACCAGGAGUGCCCACACCUGCCCAAAACUCUUCAAUGUGCCUAAAUUGGGACCUUCUUUAAAACUGCAGUAGCUGUAACUUUGUAGCUUUCACAAAAAAUUUUGUUUUUUUUUUUGUACAUAUUUGUUAAAAAUCUCAUGACGCUAUAACAUGAGACAAAUAAUGUGUGAAAAAAUUCAGGUCCUCCACCUCCUUCCUGAGUCACUUUUGCUUGAAGAGAAGCACCGCUCCGGGUCAAAAUCAACCAAUCAGAGCCAAGAGGAGGGUUUUAGUGCUAUCAGUCAUCCUCGUGUAUGUGCUGCUGAAUGUGCUCAGUUGCACAGAAACAAGUUGCCACUACAGGAAAACUGUCAUCAUCAUCAUCACCAGACUUUAUGGCUGACAGACGGGGGAGGAUGUGAGCGAAUGCAUGAGGAUUAUUGUCGGCUCUAAAACUGAUUGGUUGUUUCUGGAUCAUAGGUGGAAAGCAGAGGAGCAAAAUAUUUUCACACAUUAUCUGUCUUAUAUUAUAAUGUCACGACAUGGUAAUAGUUUUAACAAAUAUUUAUUUUAUUUUUUUUUACUUUCAUAGUGCAGCUUUUAUAAAUAUGAAAAUAGUUUUUUUUUAAGUUUUUUAAGUUAAAAAAACAUAUCAUCACAAAAAAGCAAAAAGAAACCAAAUCUAUAAAGGGGUGAAAACCGUUUUCACCGCUCUGUUUGUGUUCAUCCUUCAUAAAUGUAACCUCUGUAGCGACGCCGCCCGGCCCGCUGACAGAGAGGCUUUUGAUUGUGUGCCAUAAUGCCAAAACUCGUUGCACAAACCUGUCAGCUCACGUCGGGGCUUGUUAAAGUUUGUGUACAGUCUGUCUGAUGUUUUCAGUCAUAAUUUAUUUAACUUAAGUGUUUUUGUGCUGCUGCAGAUUUUUGCAGACGUCCCUCCCAUGGCAGCGCUGAAUCCACAGAGCCUCCUCCUCACGCGAGGAGAUCCAAAUUAACUUCUGAACCGAAGUGUAUUCUGUACGGAGCUUAAUAUUUUAAUUAGCCCUUCAUCCUGGAGUUAGAGUUACAGUUUGUCUUAUUAGUGGAGAAGAGGAAAAUGAAGUAAUCUUCUCCUCAGAAGGGACCGCUACUGCAUUAAAAAGUCAAACAGUUCUGGA